This is a messenger RNA of Ipomoea triloba (trilobed morning glory), 1063 nucleotides long. RefSeq lists its product as uncharacterized. The transcript has 2 exons. The record is from RefSeq and is a predicted model, not a curated record. The coding region runs from base 56 to 721 and encodes 221 amino acids. Lineage: Eukaryota; Viridiplantae; Streptophyta; Magnoliopsida; Solanales; Convolvulaceae.
CUAGCACCACCAACACACACUUAUUCCAAGCAACUGAGAAGACCAAUAAGUGAAUAUGGAUUCCUCUUCUCCAAACUCAGGCAUGGAUCGGAUGGAUGGGUUUGCAAAAAAAGCAUUUGGUGCCGUUUCAGGCGUUGCUUCUACUGCCUGUGGCUAUGCAAAGCAGCUUCCAAGUUCACACAUAAAUGGGAUGGAUUUGUGUGGGAAAGCAUUUGGGGCUGUUUCAGGUGUUUCUUCUACUGCCUGGGGCUAUGCAAAGCAACUUCCAAUUUCACACAUAAAUGGGAAAGCAUUUGAUGCUGUUUCAGGUGUUUCUUCUGCUGCCUGUGGCUAUGCAAAGCAGCUUUCAAACUUGGCAACAGAUCAACAAAAACUCAACAUCUUAGCGGUUCAGAGUUCUCAGAUCACAGAUCUUAUAAACCUAUAUGGGAUGUGCACAGGACUUGGGGUAAACGCUACAACAGUUGGUGCUGUAGCUACAGUGGGCGUUGCAGCAUGGGGUGUGUACAUGCUGGUUGGUGGUCCAGGAAAGAAGAUGAUGAAAAAUCCUGGAAGGCCUUGGGAACUCAUUGACGCUGGUCCAGGAAAGAAGAUGAUGAAAAAUCCUGGAAGGCCUUGGGAACUCAUUGACGCGGUUGAGUUUAGAAACAACCCAAUAUUUCGCAAAGCUAUGUUUGACAGAACCCACCUACUCAAAGCAGGUCUUUAUAUCCCGGCCUAGACAGUAUAUUGAACUUGUGCUGUUAUAUUUUUAUUAUCUUUUGGACUUGUGGGUUUGUGGUUAUAUAUGCACCUGUAUGUGUUGAAUUGGAGUUUCAAGUAUGGGACUAAUUAUAAGCUAAAGUUGUGUAUUAUUGAUAUUAAAGACCUACUACGCUCUUUUCCUUAUGUGUGUAUCCAGUUUACUAAACGAUCAGCGAAUAGAGCUGCUCACUCACUAGCUAGAGAGGCUCUUUCAUUGUCUGAUUGUAUGGAAUGGGUGGAUCAUCCCCCUUCCUUCCUUUGUAAUAUUUUGUCUUCGGACCUUAUUGAAUGAAUCUUUCGUUUUACUUCAAAAAAAAAA